AUGGCUUCUCCGUCGAGAAUUCCAUCGGAUCAACCUCCCAGGUCCUCGUCACCUUCGAGCUUCCGACCCCGAUCGAUUUCCGCUUCGGUCCCUCGAGCAGAUUUGACGGCGCGUCUUGCUUCUCCCAUUCCAUCACAGAUGGGAACUACACCUCCUGUUGGGGGGACCCCUCGCCCUGAUGCUUCGCGUGCCGAUAAUCUUGAGGAACUGAGCCAGUUGCCCGGAACCGGGACCAGUAUGCAAGGUCCUGGUGUGUCUGCUCUUGCUGCGGCCCUCUCCAACUCUUUGGGACAAUCUCCUCCACGCCACGGUACUCCUGCUGCUCGCGUUGGUACUCCUCCAAUCCGUUCGCAAUCUCCUCUCUUGGGUGCUCGGAACUCGGGGACACCGACCAACUAUGGCUCCUUCAACUCACGCUCUCAAAAUGCGCUGGGCACUAGCGCACCUUAUGAGGACCCUGAGAUCGUUAAGCGCCAUCUAGUUCAACCUACGGAUGAGAACCCGACUUCGGAAGAGUCCUCGAUCCAGGGUAACACAAAGGGCAAGCAGCCAGCUGAGAUUGGCGGUGCUGGCUUGAAUGAUGACGAAUUCUCAAGUUUGCGCCUGCAGGGCGGUGAUGUUACUCGAGGUAUCUACAAGUGGACUGAGCAGGCCGAAGCACGAGCAAAAUACAACCGCAGCAAGAGUUUCGAUCUUGGACGACCCGAGCCCGAAACGGACGUACUCGACAUCAACUCGAUAAAGGUCCCUGGUGGUUUCCGCAGAAAUCAUCUUCGCCGGUCCGUGCAAAGCCCAGGCCCCCAUGGCCACCUCGAGGACGGCCAUAACUCUCCAGCACCCGGUCAGCAAAGAUUGUUCACGUCGAGUUUCCUCGAAUUCUUGUCGAUCUAUGGACAUUUCGCCGGUGAAGAGCUCGAGGAGGAUGACGAAGACUUGGGUCCGAACGAGUACUUCUCAUCUGGAGAAGACACCGACGAAUACAAUUCCGAUGAUGAACGAGAGCCCAUGGAAGACAGUGCCCUGUUGACACCGUCAAGGCGCAGACGUAAGCGCAAGGUCCGAGGUGGCAGCGGCAACAAUAGUCCUUUUAACGCAGCUCUACUGUUGCUCAAGUCCUUUGUUGGUACUGGUGUCCUCUUCCUGCCCCGAGCCUACCUCAACGGAGGUAUGCUAUUCAGCAACAUGAUCCUCUUUGGUGUCGCCGCCCUCAGCUACUACUGUUUCGUUCUUCUUGUCAAGACGCAGCUCAAGGUUGGUGGUUCUUUUGGUGAUCUGGGUGGUGCUUUGUAUGGCAAGAAAAUGCGCACUCUCAUCCUGGCCUCCAUUGUCAUCAGCCAGAUUGGUUUCGUGGCAGCUUACACUGUCUUUACGGCUGCCAACUUGCAGGCUUUUGUAAGGGCUGUCUCCGACUGCAAAUCCUCCAUCAGCAUCCAGUGGCUCAUCCUUAUCCAAAUGAUCAUCUUCUUGCCUUUUGCUCUUCUGCGAGACAUUGGAAAGCUGGCAUUUACUGCUCUGGUCGCAGAUGCUUUCAUCCUGAUUGGUUUGGCUUAUCUUCUCUACUACGAUAUCUUGACUCUUAACCAAAAUGGUAUUGCCGAUAUCAUUAUGUUCAACAAGAAGGAUUGGACUCUGUUUAUCGGAACUGCCAUUUUCACGUUUGAAGGCAUCGGUCUUAUCAUUCCCGUCCAGGAGUCGAUGCGACAUCCUGAGAAGUUCCCUCGCGUUCUUCUCAUUGUCAUGAUCAUCAUUACAGUCCUCUUCAUCGGCAUGGGUGCCAUCUCAUACGCCGCUUACGGAUCCCACACCGAGACCGUUGUCCUGCUCAACUUGCCUCAGGAUAACAAGAUGGUCAACGGUGUUCAAUUUCUGUACUCUGUUGCCAUCUUGCUGUCCACACCACUGCAGAUCUUCCCUGCCAUCCGUAUUGCCGAGACAGAGCUUUUCACUCGCAGUGGCAAGUACAACCCGUGGGUUAAGUGGCAGAAGAACGUUUUCCGUUUCUUUGUUGUGAUGCUGUGCGCAUCUAUUGCUUGGCUCGGAGCCGACCAUCUGGACAAGUUUGUUGCGCUUGUUGGUAACUUUGCCUGCAUUCCUCUUGUCUUUAUCUAUCCUCCUAUGCUUCACUACAAGGCCAUUGCCCGUACGAAGUUUUGGAAAGCUGCCGAUAUCCUACUCUGCAUCUUUGGAUUCGUCGCAAUGGCGUAUGCGACAACUCUUACUGCGAUGAGCUGGGCCACUGCUGAACCCAAGCACCCCGGGUACUGCGAUCAGAAGGGAGCCCCAGGAUUUUAA
Molecule: messenger RNA, 2292 nt
Organism: Fusarium coffeatum
Lineage: Eukaryota; Fungi; Ascomycota; Sordariomycetes; Hypocreales; Nectriaceae
Exons: 2
Coding region: 1-2292 (763 amino acids)
Biological process (GO): amino acid transmembrane transport
Molecular function (GO): amino acid transmembrane transporter activity
Source: RefSeq, a predicted model, not a curated record